AAGGUGCAAAGGUCAGACAGUGAAGCGUCGCAUGGUCAGAGAAGCCAACUAUCACUUUAUCUAUCAGCAAAUUUCAUUGAGGUUAUGCCAUCAUCCAUACCAGAUUAAUUCUCCGUCUAAGGGCAUGGUUAGCGUCUGAAAGUUUUCUUGAGAUAGUUCGGGGAGGAGAUUCGAGCCGAGGACCUCUUCUGAUUUGCAAAAGUGCACUACCCACUACCAAGACUGAAUGGCCAAACUAUGCGUCCUCACAUGUUCAGUUUUCCUACGCUUAGAAAGGUCCAAGAGGCUGGCAUCACUUUCCGAAGGACCCGCCCACUCUCCAUUGAGAGCCAAACCCUCAAAUCAAUAAAGCCAUGUCCCAAAACACAUGACUCGUCUUGAUGUAGUGAAACAAUCAACAAUUCGACGACGCCAAUCUAAAUCCAGUGAAACCCGACGUGUGGCAUCACCUAGUCGAGAGAUCAAUUGUCUCCAAACUCCACUCACUCUGGAUGAUAGGGUCCAAUAUCUACCCGAUCAAUUGGUGCUUGGACAAAAGUUUGCGUAUGUGUGGUACGCUGCUUCAACUCCGUAUUUAUGCUCGGCUUUAACAGCUUUGAAAUGGCUCCAAAACCACCGUUUAAAGAACCCUUGGCCUAUCAAGUUUCAUGUCGAUUAUAUUUUGAUGUUUGUAAACAAGAACUUGCCAGGAGGAGUGAACAAUGAUCUCCUUGGGCAAUGGAAAUUGGCGGGGGGGCUCUUAAAAAAUAUGUCGUCCGUGGUUGCGGCAGGCCCUCAUCCCUAUUACAAAGCCACUUAUCAGAAGUUCCAAGCCUUCAAGCUGAUUGAGUAUGCUCGUGCCAUCUUCUUAGACGCUGAUGGGAUCCCUUUGAAAACGUUGGAUCACUUAUUCCAAAUAAGAUUACCAUCUAACAUCACAAUCGCAGCUCCACAAGCCUAUUGGUUCAAGAACAAUGGAAUCUUACCAGGAUCGCCACAAUUAUGUCCAGGCGUAAGACAUGUGACGGUUACAUCGGCUCUUAUGUUGUUCAAGCCCAGCUUGGAGCUCUUUGAAAGAGUAUCACAACAUUUUGGUACCAAGAAGAUCGCCUCCAAGAAGACUAACUACGACAUGGAUAUCGUGAAUAAGGAAUUCAGUUGUCGGGAUAACAUUUUCAUCCUACCCAAGCAUUAUGGUACGUUGGACUCGGAGUUCUGCAAAGAUGCGCAAUUAUUCAAGAGAACUGGCAACUGUCGGUACUUUCCGGACACGCAGUACAUGCAUUUCAGUGCUUUGGGCAAACCGUGGACCCGUGGGGAUGCUGAAGCGCGAUAUUACAUUAGUACAUUUUCCUAUCAGGUAGCAGUACAGCUCAUUGAAUGGCAGCAAGCAGCUCAAGAAAUGUGUCCAAAAGUCAUCAAUGCUUUGAAGCUGUAAGAACACAUCUACUUAAAGGGCUUUUUCACGUCCUCAGUGAAUACUUUUGCAGCCGUCAGAACGUCCCACCCAAACGAUUCGAAACGCAAAUUCUUCUUAAUAUAUUUCUUGAUUCGGUUUUGUUGUUAGAGUGAAAAGUGAAAAUAAACUUACAAAAUGGUGUGGGGAUGGCACACUGGACUCUAGCCGUAGGAAAGAACAAAAACGUUCAUACCGAAUUGGAAGCCGGAAAGAGUAAUCAUGCGCGGAAUCACUGGCAGGAUAGCGAAACUUCACAAUUUGACGUUUAUAAAAUUGAAUUACAGUAUUAGAGUUUAACCUCUUUUUCGCAAAAGGUUGUCUUAGUUUUUCAUUUUUUAAUCCUUUAUAUACGGGUUUCUAACCGAUGCUUGGGAAUGAUUUCCCAGAUAGUCAUGUUUGAAUAAAAAAUAGGUCCGAUAAUGAGUUCAAGUUUACCGCUCUGAAACAUCCCUGAAGGCAAGCUUGGUCAACUAUUGAUAGCAAAAAUCGAUCAAGAUCCGUUUAAAACUUAACAAAGGUUCAUCUAAAUCAUAGAAUUGUCGGAGAGCUAGAGGUAAAAGGUUAAACCAUGGACAACGGUACAAUGGAACACGGACUUCUAGAAAUAAUGGACUGCAAACGAGCUUCCCCGCAAAUCGGCCUGCUCUUUGUCAUAGCCAGUCUGAGCCACUUUUCGAAUUAAAGCAAUAAGAUAAGAAAUGUAGAUCCCUUCAAUUAACGGUAGGUCAAUUUUAUAUAAUUUACAUGCUAAGUCGAUCGUUUCAAAGUUAUGUUGUCAAAAGCUUAUGUAGCUGACCAAGAGCAGGCCGAAAAUUC
Messenger RNA from Tigriopus californicus, 2254 nucleotides. RefSeq lists its product as uncharacterized. The transcript is spliced from 4 exons. Gene Ontology annotation, molecular function: glycosyltransferase activity. The record is from RefSeq and is a predicted model, not a curated record. The coding region runs from base 368 to 1417 and encodes 349 amino acids. NCBI's taxonomy places the organism in Eukaryota, Metazoa, Arthropoda, Copepoda, Harpacticoida, Harpacticidae.